GAGGGCGAGAGUGCCGCGCUGCCAAAGAGGGCGUGUCUGCUUCCCAAACACCCACUGUCCCCACGGUGCUCGUCUGUCCCAAGGUUCGUCCGACCGACGCGAGUGAGGGCAUCUCUUAACCAAUCACCGCAGCACUCCGCCUGUUGCCAGGGUGAAGUGGAGCCCGCCCCUCCACUGAUGUGGAUUUGCAGGUGGGUGGGACCGGAACUGACGCUUCAGAGGAUUUCUAGGCUCUGGGAGUGUUAUUUUCCUGUCAGUCCCACUGACAGCGGCCAAGUUGGGAGCCUGGGAGGGAGGUGCUUUUAAAACUGUCCUGCACAAGGCAGGCCACGCUGUCCUGUCACAGUACCUCCGCCUGCGAGUCAGAGCCUCGGGGACAGAAGUCAAGAGCAGAACGACGCCGAGGAGAAGGCCAGGACCCAGGGUGCUGACUUUGACUGAAAUCCGAGACGGAGGAGGGCGCAGGAGGGCGAUUACUCUCUUCUGAUUGGCCCGUGGACGUCAGCGAGGACCCACGCAGCCGCUUCGAUUGGUUGGUGCCUGUAAUUGUUGUGGCGGCGGUGAAGAUUUUUGCCCACGUACUUCCGAGCGAGAGGCAGGGCUGUGCUCUGAAGGCCGGAACGAGCGUAGCAAUCAACUUGCCGAAUUCGGAGAGAAGGCGACGACGAACUCACCGCGCUGCCUUCACCUUGGACUUCACAUCCGGGUUCUCCUGUCGCGUGACCUGCGCGCCGCCGACGAUUCUUGAACCCGUGUUUCAAUCUCUUUAUCCGGGUCCUCCCGGCGAUCCCGUCGUGCUUCGCGCAUCACAGUAGCCCCCUCAUCCGGGUUCUAUCCCGGCGUGCCGCGCGCCGCGUUUGCUGAGGGGUACUUGUCGGUGCCGCCAUGACUAUUCUCCCCAAAAAGAAACCGCCGCCUCCCGACGCCGACCCCGCCAACGAGCCGUCGCCGCCCGGGCCUCUGCCCCCGGCACCGCGCCGUGGCGGGGGUGUGGGCGUGGGCGGCGGCGGCACGGGCGUGGGCGGCGGCGAUCGUGACCGUGACUCGGGCGUCGUGGGGGCCCGUCCGCGGGCCUCACCGCCGCCUCAGGGCCCACUACCGGGGCCACCGGGUGCACUUCACCGCUGGGCAUUGGCUGUGCCGCCCGGCGCCGUGGCGGGCCCCCGGCCACAGCAGGCCUCUCCUCCUCCUUGUGGGGGCCCCGGCGGUCCCGGCGGCGGUCCGGGUGACGCGCUGGGUGCAUCGGCUGCAGGUGUGGGUGCGGCGGGCGUGGUGGUUGCCGUGGGCGGCGCGGUGGGCGUGGGCAGCUGCUGCUCCGGACCCGGCCACAGCAAGCGGCGGCGUCAAGCCCCCGGGGUUGGCGCGGUUGGCGGUGGCAGUCCUGAGCGCGAGGAGGUCGGCGCAGGUUACAACAGUGAGGACGAGUAUGAAGCGGCAGCAGCACGCAUCGAGGCGAUGGACCCUGCCACUGUCGAGCAGCAAGAGCACUGGUUUGAAAAGGCCCUGCGAGACAAGAAGGGCUUCAUCAUCAAGCAGAUGAAGGAGGACGGCGCCUGUCUCUUCCGGGCUGUAGCUGACCAGGUGUACGGAGACCAGGACAUGCACGAAGUUGUCCGGAAGCACUGCAUGGACUACCUGAUGAAGAAUGCCGACUACUUCUCCAACUAUGUCACAGAGGACUUCACCACCUACAUCAACCGGAAACGGAAAAACAACUGCCAUGGCAACCACAUUGAGAUGCAGGCCAUGGCAGAGAUGUACAACAGGCCUGUGGAGGUGUACCAGUACAGCACAGAACCCAUCAACACAUUCCAUGGGAUCCAUCAAAAUGAGGAUGAACCCAUCCGUGUCAGCUACCAUCGGAAUAUCCACUACAAUUCAGUGGUGAAUCCCAACAAGGCCACCAUUGGUGUGGGCCUGGGCCUGCCAUCAUUCAAACCGGGGUUUGCAGAGCAGUCCCUGAUGAAGAAUGCCAUAAAAACAUCAGAGGAGUCAUGGAUUGAACAGCAGAUGCUGGAAGACAAGAAGAGGGCCACAGACUGGGAGGCCACGAAUGAGGCCAUUGAGGAGCAAGUGGCUCGGGAAUCCUACCUGCAGUGGCUGCGGGAUCAGGAAAAACAGGCCCGCCAGGUCCGCGGCACCAGCCAGCCCCGGAAAGCCAGCGCCACGUGCAGUUCCGCUACAGCUGCGGCCUCUAGUGGCCUGGAGGAGUGGACUAGCCGGUCCCCACGGCAGCGGAGUUCAGCGUCGUCACCCGAGCACCCUGAGCUGCACGCCGAGCUGGGCAUCACGCCCCCCUCCCCAGGCACUGUCUUAGCUCUUGCCAAACCUCCUUCGCCCAGUGCGCCAGGUACAAGCAGCCAGUUUCCAACCGGGGCCGACCAGGCGACUUCCCCCCUCGUGUCCCUGUACCCUGCUCUGGAGUGCCGGGCCCUCAUUCAGCAGAUGUCCCCCUCCGCCUUCGGUCUGAAUGAUUGGGAUGACGAUGAGAUCCUGGCGUCGGUGCUGGCAGUGUCCCAACAGGAAUACCUAGACAGUAUGAAGAAAAACAAAGUGCACAGAGAUCCACCCCCAGACAAGAGUUGAUGGCGACCCAGAGACUUGGAGACCAUCUCCCAACCCCUGCCACUCCUGCCCUCCAGUGCCACCCCACCUUCUCUGGCUUUCUUCCCUCUUGCCUUCUUCCUCCUUCCGUCUCUCCCUCCCUUGUUCUCCUCCCUACUUCCCUCUUGCUGGCCCAUCCCUGUGCCCUGUCUCAUCGCUGCCACCACCACCAUCACCUGUCUCUUCGCCAACUGAUGUGCCCUGUUGCCCCUUGCACAGCACCAUCCCUGCCUUCCACUGGGGACUUGGGCAAAGGUGCCGAAGGUAGGCGAGAGGCACACAGAGACAGAGCAUCCGGCAGCCAGGCCACCCCUGAGGAGAGACGUUCAGACAGAGGAAAGCCUCCCUGACCCCCGUUCCUUCCAAGAUCAGAAAAACUUGUCACCCCACCUCCACAACAUUGCCAGGGAGGUGGGAGGAAGAAGUGGGGAAUUCCCCUUCCUAGUACCCCAAGAAUGUCUGAGCCUUCAAUGUUGGAUUUUUUCUUUAUUAAAAUGUACUUUUAUCAAGUCAACCAUUCAAAA
Messenger RNA from Rhinolophus ferrumequinum (greater horseshoe bat), 3128 nucleotides. It is a transcript of the gene OTUD5, whose product is annotated as OTU deubiquitinase 5. Lineage: Eukaryota; Metazoa; Chordata; Mammalia; Chiroptera; Rhinolophidae. The record is from RefSeq and is a predicted model, not a curated record. Gene Ontology annotation, biological process: protein deubiquitination. The transcript is spliced from 10 exons. Bases 886 to 2586 code for a protein of 566 amino acids. Gene Ontology annotation, molecular function: K63-linked deubiquitinase activity; cysteine-type deubiquitinase activity.